AUUUCAUCAAUCGUCCAAAAAGCAAUGCACAGCAAGCUGCCGGAUCGCAAGCUACGCAGGGGAUUAUGGUCAUCAAUUCCGGAGGAAGGUUCUGAACAGCAUGCCUUAUGGCACCGCAACCAGCUAGAAUCCCCACUCCUCCGCUUGCCCCCCGAGAUCCGCAACCGCAUCUACGAGUUCCUCCUCGCCGUCGGCCAGGUCAACGUCCAGUACAAGCCGUGGCAGCACCGGCGCCGGACCAGGGGUGGCCAGACCUACCACGAGGCUAUCCGCGGCGGCUUCUGGUGCCGCGUCCUGCGCCCGAGGCAGAACCCCUGGAGCGGCGAUGGCUACUCCUCCCAGGGCGGCGGCGCAGAGCGCGGCAUGACGCUGCUGUCGCCGGUCUGCCGGCAGCUGUACCACGAGACAGCCCUGCUGCCGUACAAGCUGAACGCCUGGUCGUUUGAGAACAAAUACGUCAUGGAACGCUACGUGCUGAAGGAGAAGAGGCUGCCGCUGCCGCAGAGACGGGCCAUAAAUACCCUCUAUGUCAACGGCACCUUGUCGAAGUCGUUGGAGAAGUUCUUUGGUGGUCUGAAGGUGAUUGUUUGGAAAGAGGGGACGAAGUUGAGGAGAGAGGUUCUGGAAUCAAGCCAGGUGGCCGAGAGGCAGGCGAGAGCGAUGCAGAGGGAAAUCGUGAUAUCACCAUCGCGGUAACAUCUGGCCUCGCUAAAGUCCGAACCCGAGCCAAUGUCCAGACACAUGGGGCACUGACACCAAGGGCCAGUGUGUUGUCUGGUCCCAGUGAGCAAGUACAGUGCCUCGCAUCGGUGGCGCGCGGCUGGUCCGCACAUUGUCGCCGACACUCUGGCUGGACCAGUAGAUGGGGAUUGAUGGACCCUCGCCUUCAAGGCGAUAUCAAUAUCAAGGGAGGGGUAGCUUCUAAACAAGCAUAAUCCCACUGAUCGACCCGGUUCUGGAAUGUU
Molecule: messenger RNA, 965 nt
Organism: Phialemonium atrogriseum
Lineage: Eukaryota; Fungi; Ascomycota; Sordariomycetes; Cephalothecales; Cephalothecaceae
Exons: 2
Coding region: 25-696 (223 amino acids)
Source: RefSeq, a predicted model, not a curated record